AAAAUGUCAUAUCAAUUGUACAGGGCAACUACGAUAGGAAAUGCUCUUCAAGAAAGUUUAGACGAAUUGAUACUGUCUGGUCAAAUAACAUGUCAACAGGCGUCAAAAGUUAUGCUGAGGUUCGAUAAAUCUAUUAGUCGGGCAUUUGGAACUCGGGUCAGAGCUUACAUUUCAUUUAAAGCCGGCAAAUUGACGUCUUAUAGAUUCUGUGACAAUGUUUGGAGUUUUGUAUUGAAAGACGUCGAGUUCAGAGGAAUUGCGGAAGACUCAACUUUUCACGCAGUUAAAAUAGUUGCUUGUGAUGGCAAAGGAAUGGAAAGUGAUGAUACGAAGUAA
Molecule: messenger RNA, 336 nt
Organism: Microplitis demolitor
Lineage: Eukaryota; Metazoa; Arthropoda; Insecta; Hymenoptera; Braconidae
Product: transcription initiation factor IIA subunit 2-like
Exons: 1
Coding region: 4-336 (110 amino acids)
Biological process (GO): transcription initiation at RNA polymerase II promoter; RNA polymerase II preinitiation complex assembly
Cellular component (GO): transcription factor TFIIA complex
Molecular function (GO): TBP-class protein binding; RNA polymerase II general transcription initiation factor activity
Source: RefSeq, a predicted model, not a curated record